AUGGGCUACACGCGUGAGCGCACCCACCGCCACUUUUUUGUCGCGCGGGCCAACGCCUUCUUUUCACGGCUUCCCAUUGCCCGUAUUCAACGCUCGCUGGCCAUGGAGGCAAUCAAGCAGGGGCGCAUGCGACCGUGGAAGCACACAAAGGAGCAGAUCCUUGGUGCCCCCAUAGCAUGCAACUUUGACUACAAUCCGCGUCCUGUGCGACUCAUUGGGACGGUUAUGGAUGCCCACACGGAAGAGACAAGCAUCAAGGGUGGGCUUAAGGUCUACGCACGCAACGAGGAGACGAACAUGAUGUUAUGGAUUCCUGCAGGAAACCCAAAGCUGAAGUACGAGGUGACAGCAACGAAGGGAAGCUUUCAGCAUUAUCUGGACGAACGCGAUAAGUGGGACGAAGCCUGGCUGACGGGCCGCGCAAGGAUGAAGUAG
Molecule: messenger RNA, 435 nt
Organism: Trypanosoma rangeli
Lineage: Eukaryota; Euglenozoa; Kinetoplastea; Trypanosomatida; Trypanosomatidae
Exons: 1
Coding region: 1-435 (144 amino acids)
Source: RefSeq, a predicted model, not a curated record